UUGUCUUUUCCGGGUGUUUUGAGAAAACCAGGCGAGCUCCAACAGAAGAAGUUUGCUACUAUGGCGAGAAGAGCGUUUACUUUUUUAAUUUUAAUAUGUUGUGCCACAAUUUGUCCCGUCUUUUUGCUUGAGAAUGGGAUGGCACUCACUCCAAUCAUGGGCUGGCUCCACUGGGAAAGGUUUACCUGCAAUACCGAUUGCUACAACGACCCGGAUAAUUGUGUGAGUGAAAAACUUUUUAUGCAGAUAGCAGACAUUAUGGUAACUGAUGGAUGGAAGGAUGCUGGCUAUGAAUAUGUGUGCAUCGAUGACUGCUGGCUUGCUUUAACCCGCGAUAAAGAAGGUAGACUACAGGCUGAUCCUGAUCGCUUUCCAGGUGGAAUCAAAAAGCUUGCUGAUUAUGUUCACGCCAAAGGGCUUAAAUUGGGGAUAUACCAAGACGUAGGUAAUCGUACAUGUGCCGGAUACCCUGGUAGCUAUGGCCACUAUGACAUAGAUGCCCAGACCUUUGCGGAGUGGGAGGUGGAUCUUCUGAAAUUUGAUGGAUGCAACUUUAUUAAUUUAGACAUUUUGGUUGAGGGAUACAAAAAUAUGUCAAGGGCUUUAAUUAAUACCGGAAGAAACAUUACGUUCUCCUGCGAAUGGCCUCUGUACCUGUGGCCAUUUCAAACGCCAAACUACACUGACAUACGUGAGCACUGCAACCAGUGGCGAAAUUCUGGAGAUGUUUUUGACUCCUGGAAAAGUGUAACUGGCAUUAUUGAUUGGACUGCUAACCAUCAGCAACUGCUUGUGCCUUUUGCAGGACCUGGAGCUUGGAAUGAUCCCGACAUGCUGGUGAUUGGAAACUUUGGUUUAAGUCCUGACCAGCAGGUAUCACAGAUGAUAAUUUGGGCAAUGAUGGCAGCUCCAUUAUUAAUGUCCAAUGACUUGCGUUAUAUUGACCCAAAAGCGAAGGCACUUCUACAGAACAAGAACAUCAUUGCCAUCAGUCAAGACCCUCUGGGAAAGCAAGGCUACAAAAUUGCCUCGGUGAACAAUUUUGACGUGUGGGAGCGCCCCCUGUCUGGAGACCGCUAUGCCUUCGCAGUGACAAACAGAUACGAGUUGGGAGGUCCACGCCAUUUCCCCAUUUUCAUGGCCACUGUUCCAGGCUGGAGACGCUGUUUUCCAACAUGUUUAAUUGCUACAGUUUUCCCUAACUAUGUAGAGCUUGGAGAACAUAGUUUUCUUUCACAGUAUAAAUUUACUAUUAAUCCAACAGGAACUGUUCUGUUUAUAGUCUCAAUACCCCCAAAAACCAAACUCUUAAACAAUCUCAAUAAACGCGCAGGCUUGAAGCUAAAUAGAACAUGGAAAAACCUAAACACUAUCCAGAGAAAAGAUGAUUAUUUUUGAUCACUGAAUGAAUAAAAUCUUCCUCUAGUACAUUUAAAAGAUUACAACUAUUUUUUUCCAUGAUAUUUUUCUUCCUAAUCUGACAGCCAUCUGCACUAAAGAGAAUAUAAAUAUUAAAUGUGAUGUGUCCUGAUUUUUGAUUCCCCCCACCAAUCACUACUUUUCACCCUCCAUUAUAAACUUAAAUCAGAUGGUAAUUGCCUUUCACCUUAAUGGACCAUGCACAACUUUUUUUCACAUUUUCUAGUGUUUGAGAUACACUGUUUAGCCACCUCAGCAAAGAAAUCAUAAUUAGAAAAA
This is a messenger RNA of Erpetoichthys calabaricus (reedfish), 1698 nucleotides long. It is a transcript of the gene gla, whose product is annotated as galactosidase, alpha. Gene Ontology annotation, cellular component: cytoplasm. Gene Ontology annotation, biological process: glycosylceramide catabolic process; oligosaccharide metabolic process; glycoside catabolic process. The transcript has 7 exons. Bases 61 to 1398 code for a protein of 445 amino acids. Gene Ontology annotation, molecular function: alpha-galactosidase activity. NCBI's taxonomy places the organism in Eukaryota, Metazoa, Chordata, Cladistia, Polypteriformes, Polypteridae. The record is from RefSeq and is a predicted model, not a curated record.